AGGCAGCGUGACAGCCAAUUAUUCAUAACAAACCCCGCAUCCAACCUUCAAAAAUCCUCAACGAAGGGCUGUGAUUCACCUUCACCUUUAAAUCUUCUCGCCUCUCCUCUCUGACGUGGACUGCUGCCGGCAGUAAUUAUGGCAAAACCUUAUUUGACGUAUUCAAUAUAAAUACAACUUUUCACACGCACGCUGAGGCAUCCAUCACUUGCCGCUUACGUUCAGUGAGCUGCUCUUGCUGCUGCUUCUUCUUUAUUUUUGAGAGAGAGAGAGAGAGAGAGAGAAACAGACGGACUGACAGACAGAGAGAUGGAGAAAUUCUCAGGAUUGAGCCACCUCUUCAUGACGGUGUUUCUCCACCACUUCUCGACGUUCAUGGUGAUUCCAGCGAUCACCGAUGUCACCAUGGCCGCUCUCUGUCCCGGAGAAGACGAGUGCUCGCUCGCUAUCUACCUCACCGGAAUUCAACAAGCGAUAAUAGGGUUGGGAACGCUGCUGAUGAUGCCUCUCAUAGGAAAUCUCUCAGACACUUACGGGAGAAAAGCCUUGCUGACUGUGCCCAUGAGCCUCACCAUCAUUCCACUCGCCAUUUUAGCCUACGACAGGACCAAGUAUUACUUCUAUGCUUACUAUGUGCUAAGGACUCUCACCGCCAUGGUCUGUGAAGGGAGUGUGCUCUGCCUUGCUCUUGCUUAUGUGGCGGAUAACAUUCCAGAGAAUCGACGGGCAUCGGUGUUCGGAAUGCUAUCCGGUGUCAACUCCUCCGCCUUCGUCUGCGGAAACCUCUCCGCUCGCUUCCUCUCCUCUGCUUCCACUUUCCAGGUUUCUGCAUUAGGAACUGUGAUUUCAGCAGUGUACAUGAGAGUCUUCCUCCCGGAGUCGAUGGCGGAUGCUGCCAAGGAAGCAGAAGCAGAGGCUAGCCUUUUAGAGAAAGAUACCACAGGGAAUAGUGGUGGCAUGUUCAAGACAAUGCCGUCCUUCCGUGACACUAUGUCCUUGUUGAGGAGCAGCGUGACAUUGUCACAAGCAGCUAUCAUUGCCUUCUUUCUCAGUCUUGCAGAUGCUGGCUUUACUUCUUCACUAAUGUACUAUUUGAAGGCCACAUUUCACUUUAAGAAAGAUCAGUUUGCCGAUAUAAUAGUACUCUCAGGGAUUGCCGGGACUGUAUCUCAGAUGCUUAUCAUGCCCGUGUUGGCUCCUGUCAUAGGAGAAGUUAAGCUGCUUUCAGUUGGGCUCUUUUUCAGUGGUGUACAUAUGUUUCUGUACAGCGUUGCAUGGUCCUCCUGGGUUCCUUACGCUGCUGCCAUGUUCUCUGUUUUAGGUGUAGUUGCACAGCCUUCUUUAAGAAGCAUUGCAUCCAAACAAGUUGGGCCCAAUGAGCAGGGGAAAGCCCAAGGAUGCAUUUCAGGCCUAUCUUCCUUUGCCAAUGUUCUUUCUCCCUUGGUUUUUAGUCCUCUGACAGCUUUGUUCCUUUCUACUAGUGCACCAUUUCAUUUCCCUGGCUUCAGUAUUGCCUGUGCUGGAUUUGCCAUGGUGAUAGCGCUGGUUCAGAGCUUAAUGAUAAGGUCAGCUCCUCCGGUUUCAAACUCCAAAUCUGGCAAUUGCAACUGCAUGGAGCCUUGACUUCUGCUAAUGAAGAGUAGAUUCAUCCUUCAUCUGCUCAAAUCAGAAGCCUUUUCCUUGUUGGCAUUGCAUAUUUGUGUCGAUCGGUGCAAACUUCUUAGUUAUUCAAGCCUCUUGUUCAUAAGAAAUACUUAAAUGCAGUUAGUUUUUCAAGUUUGUUCAACCCGCCGACACGCCAAAGUUCCCCAAUUUCAGGAGUACACUGAGCAUGAAAAAGCGCCCGAUGAUGGUAGCAUAGGAUGCAGUCUGUUGGCAUUUAACAAAUUAUAAGAUGCCUGUAUUUUUUUAUCACUGGGACUAUGAAUACCUGUUGUAUUCCGUAAUCUAGAACCUGUCGGUAUUAGUAAUUAGCUGUAAUUUUUUAUUUUCCUUUUUGUUCUGAUUCAA
Messenger RNA from Diospyros lotus (date-plum), 2010 nucleotides. RefSeq lists its product as uncharacterized. Bases 310 to 1623 code for a protein of 437 amino acids. The record is from RefSeq and is a predicted model, not a curated record. The transcript is spliced from 14 exons. Gene Ontology annotation, biological process: transmembrane transport. Gene Ontology annotation, molecular function: transmembrane transporter activity. Lineage: Eukaryota; Viridiplantae; Streptophyta; Magnoliopsida; Ericales; Ebenaceae.